UUUGUUUAUGUUUUUUCAACGUGUUUUUUAGUUAUGCCUCGGCGUAAUCUUAGUAUUCUUGAAAAAACCUCUUUAAUUGAGGACAUCGAAAAUGGUUUAGAAGCUAAAGAAGCCACGAAAUUAUACAAGGUCAGUCCUAGGACUAUAUUUCGUACUCUCAGUAAUAAACAAAACCUAUUAGAAGCUUGUGAGAAUGGCCAAGGGAAGCGAACAAGGAUUGAGAAAAAUGAAAUGUUGAGAAGACAUGAUGAUGAAGUUAAACUGUUUAUAUUGAAAUGCUUGGAGAAAGGAAUCCCAUUGAAAGCGACUUUCAUCAUUGAAAAGGCUAAAAUGAUAGCUCAUGAAAUGGGUUACUUUAGAUUACAGUGUUCAUGGCAAUGGUUUAAACGUUUUAGAGAGCGAAUUAAAUUGAAACAAGGAACUUUAUCUGGUGAAAGAAUCUCAGUAAAUAGUGAAGUGGUUAAGGAUUGGCGAGAAAACAAGAUACCAAGAAUAAUGUUAAAUUGGCAAAAAGAGUUUGUUUUCAAUUGCGACGAAACUUCACUUUUUUGGCGUCAAUCUCCAUCAAAAACCUAUUUUAUAUCUAAAACAGAUCAUAUUGGAGAUAAGAUAUUUCAUGAAAGAAUAUCAAUUCUUUUUUGUGUUAAUCAAGCUGGUCAAAAACUUAAGCCACUUAUAAUAGGUAAAGCCGCAAAACCUCGUUGUUUUUAUAAAGAUUGUCUUUUGGAUUUGGAGCUUACAUAUGUUUCACAGUCAAACGCGUGGAUGAAUCUCAAUUUAUUUACUGACUGGUUGAAAAAUUGGCAUAUUGAACUUGUUGGUCAAAACAAAAAAGUAUUACUUUUACUAGAUAAUUUCAAGGGACACAAAAUUAAUACUGAAGAUUUUCCAAUGAUAACUUUCAAUUUUCUUCCACCAUCCACUACUAGUCUUACUCAACCAUUGGAUGGUGGAAUAAUUCGAGCUUUCAAAGCUAAAUAUUUAAAUAUCUUUGUUAAAUAUAUUUUAAAUGGAAUAGAUUCUGGUCGAAUGAGUGAUAUUGUUAAAAAUAUAAAUUUACUGAAUGCCUUAAACUGGGUUGAUGAGUGUUGGAAAGCUAUACCAGAGCAAACUAUAUGUAAUUGUUGGUCACAUUUUGGCUAUGUAAGCCUUGAUUUAAUGGAAAUUAAUAAUGUUUAUGAAGAAGAGCUUGUUACCAAUUUAAAUGAACUGUCCCUAAAUUUAACCAAUUGUUGUUCCUCCAAAGAGUUUAUUGAACAAGUUUCAUUUGAUUACUUAGAUUUUGAAUAAAGACUAUUCUUACAUCACUUUCGUGUAAAUAAGCUAUUUCCAGGUAGUGACAUUAUCUGGUAGAUGACAGUAAAUCAUUCAAUCAUCUUUAUAAAGAUUUCCAUCAUUUUUAAUGGCGACAAGUGGUUUGAAGCAAAACAGUUGGACACAACAUUUACUUGGUCACUAGGAAGUGCAGUGUAGCUGAUGAUGAUUUUGGAUACUCGACUCAUUAAAUUGCGUACAAAAAAAGGAAACUUAGGAGCCUCCUUGAACCAGUUUCUCAAGAGACAAGAAUAAAAGAAAUUGAGGAAUCCAGUCACCGUGAACUUGAGCGAGUUUGUUUACCUGGUUGGGUUAAAUGAAUUCAUAAAAAAAAGCUAAUUGAGAUGGAAGCGAUUUGAUCGAAUAAAUGAGAUUCAAGAAAUAAAAUUCCAAUAAUUAAAAGCAACAUAACCCGGUGUUUUAUUAUUAAUCACGUAAAUCAAAACAAAUAGAGAUGUAAUCCAAAAUACUAAUUUAACAAAGAAUCGGGUUGAAUACAGAUCUUAAGCCAUUUCCAGCUAACUGUUUACAAGACAUAAACAAUGAUUUUGCACAUUAUAAAAAUAACGUCUGAAUUACCACCAUUACCAAUUAUCUAUCGUCCAGAAUACUGCAUUCAAGUUGGUUUUAUUUGUCUUGAAGGAUCAAUGGAAUAAUAUCAUAACGUUGAUGAACCAUUGUUGUUUAUGGUUUUUCAUGAAUCGGUAGAUUUUUGAAUGUUGACAGAUUAACUGUUUCAAGACUUGAAAGACUCUUUUUUGUGUAUUUGCUAUCCUUAAAACUGUCAUACGGUUAUUUGAAGAUGAAAAAUAAAAGAUUAUUUUUUUGUGCAAUUCAUUUUCUUGUGAGCUCCCCUGAGGUUACAUACAACCCUGCAAAUCAUCAGUAUCAUCUUAAUUCUUAGCAUUUUUACCUUUCAACCUGCAUUUCUUCCGUUUACAUUGACUUGAUCUCAAAUAGCUUUGUGUAAAUUCAUUUAUCCGUAACCCAAACCCGGUGUUCAAGCCCAACUCAAGUUCAUGGUAACCGGAUUCUUCUACUUCUUAUAUUUGUGUCUUUUCAGGUAAAAACAGGUUCAAAGAACCUCUCAAAUCUUCUCUGUUUAACUUAAUGUUUUUCAUGAUGAUAACAUUAUCCUCAUCUUCAUUAUUAUCAUCAUCAUCAUUCUAACAGUACUUCCUAGUGACCGGGUAAAUGUGAGUUUUGUUUUGCUCACAGUUUUAUUUCACUCAACCCGACUUGAACAUUUUUAAUAGGUUUAGUUUAGUUUGGAUGUUCAACACUAACUGUUGAUAUAUUGUUCAAUAUUUAACUUUUAUAACUUUUUUAUACAAAGUCUUAUUUAUUUCUUAAGUUAUUCUUGUAAUUUAUUCAUUCUGCAAAAAAAAUUCAAUCUCUUUUCAAAAUGAAAGUAUCAGUUGUGUUGGUAUUUACAGUCAUCUUUAUUUCAGCAUCUGUUUCUGCUUCCGAUGAAAAUUCUUCAACAUCAGUAGCUGCUCGUCAAGCUCGUUUCGAGGAAAGGAAACUUCGCUAUGAACAGGAUAAAAAAGAUAUACAAUCAUUCAUGACUACAAAGAAUCUAUUUAAAACUGUAGUUAAAAUAUUAUUCGGCACUAGUGAUGAAAGUGCGGCAACAUCAAGACAAGUAUUGAACGUCCUCGUACAGGCUCUCGAUAUGAUCCGUAAUUCAUUCAGUCAAAGAGCUAGGAGUUCAACUUCUCGUGGUCUGAGGGAAGCUGUUGAUGAUGCCACAGUUGCUGGAGUAACAAUGUUACGUGGUUAUGUUAAAUCAGUACUUGCUGGUGAUGAUCAAUGUGCUCAAAGACAUUUAUGUGAAUCCUCCAAGGAUGCCAUCAGAGAAGGUCGUGAACUCGGUUACAUAGUUUCACAGGUCGGAGGGUAUGCAUCAAGCUAUCUCCUUCAACAGCAAAAAUCAAUCCCAUCAACCUCCACUUAUGAUGCUGUAAGACGAGGACGAAGUGGUGAAGACUGUGCCAAGAUUUAUACUAAUUGUAACGAGGCGGAAUAGACUUGAUUAUUAAACUUGGUUUAUUAAACUGUCCAACACGUUUCCAUCCCGCUAUAUUUAAAAACUGGUAAUUGUGAUCCAAAAGAUCAUUUCAACUGUUAAAAUUGAUUGAUCUUUCCAGUCAAACUUAUUUAUUUAUUUAUUUUCCUUGAAUUUAUCCAAAUCUGUAACCUUAAUAAUAUACGGCAAUCUGUUGUUCCUUCCAAGGUUGACAAUUAAAAUAUAAAUAUUUGUCCAUUUAA
This is a messenger RNA of Tetranychus urticae (two-spotted spider mite), 3585 nucleotides long. Lineage: Eukaryota; Metazoa; Arthropoda; Arachnida; Trombidiformes; Tetranychidae. The record is from RefSeq and is a predicted model, not a curated record.